Messenger RNA from Dermacentor albipictus, 3569 nucleotides. RefSeq names its product neuronal membrane glycoprotein M6 (gene M6). Gene Ontology annotation, biological process: neuron projection development. Gene Ontology annotation, cellular component: plasma membrane. NCBI's taxonomy places the organism in Eukaryota, Metazoa, Arthropoda, Arachnida, Ixodida, Ixodidae. The record is from RefSeq and is a predicted model, not a curated record.
UCCGCGUUGUUUUGUUUGCUUUACGGUAGGCUGGGGUGUAUCGUGUGUGUGUGUGUGCGCGCAACGUCCUAAACAGGUGUUUCGAGCCAUCCAAUCUGCGCCUUACCGAAUAACUUCGGAACCUUGUUGCAAAGUGCUUAUGGCAUGAAACAGUUCCUAUGACGGGGACGUACGGAUACAAACCUGCUCGUCGGAUAUACAGGCCGCGUUCCAGAGAAUCAAGGUUUCGCUGUUACGUGGUCGUGCGCCCGUGGACUUGAGCGCGGAUGCCAUAUAGGUUGCCCCCUUGGCGUUGCCGAGGCUGUACUGAUAAGAAGAAAUAAACUGUCAAAGUCUAGUGAUCAUAGAUAACGCGUGAUGCCUUGUGUCGACGCCGUCCAGGUAGAGCCGUAUCUGUGAGUUAGGAGCAGCGUUGGGUCGGAAUGGGUUGUCGACGAUCAUGCCUGCGCUGUCUUGCCCGGGUGCCCUUCGCCACCCUGGUGGCCACUGUCAUGUGCUGUGCGGGGGUGGCCAUCUUUCUUGGUGCUGUGUUGCGUGCAGUUGAUUCCACACUGCGCAUGUUGGAGGUCGUCUUUGAGCGCCGCUCUCCCUAUGGACCGUCUGAGCUGCGAGCAGCUGCUCUAGUGGCAGCGGCGCUGAUGGGCCUGCUGGAGCUGUGCCUGCUGUUGGUGGGCUGUCUGACGACAGGGCCCACGCGCGAGCGCCUGGGCAACCGGGCCCGUGUGGGAGGCCGUCUGUCCUGUGCACUGUUGCUGGCUCUGUCGUACCUGGCGCUGCUGGCAUGGAUUGUGCUGGCACUGUUCAUGGCCAUUUCAGCUCUCUUGUGCACUCUUGCCGGGGCCCUGUGCAAUCAGCUCAGGCAGGAACAGCAGUGCCUGGACCUGAGGCAGUUUGAGUUUCUGGUGAGCCAGGAAACCACACCACUGCGGCACACAGGCGAGCCACUGUUGCUGCUGUGUGGUGCGCAACGCAAGGAGUUCUGCAAAGAUUGGGUAGAGCCCUCGGGCUUGCUCCUGUGGCUCGGAGCUGCAGCUGCACUUCUGGUGCUACUGGGCCUGGUGCAGCACCUCAUGUGCCUGGCGGCCAACUACGCGCACCUGCGUGACCAGCAGAAGCUGCUUGACCUGCAGCUGCUUCAGGACUUGCAGGACACCGAGAUGACCACACUCGGAUCUAAGGACCGCUUCUGAGCGACUGCUUGCUGUGAUCCGCGUGCAUUGCUGCCUUCUUUACCUGUCAUAGUAGCUCAGUGGCUGUUACAUUCCAUCACUCGACAUGGGGUUGCGGGUAUAAUUUCCGGCGUUGGUGGCCACUCUCCAGUGGAAGGGGAAUGCGACAAAGUACGAAGGUUUCAGUGCACUUCAAAGGAGUAUUGACAUAUAUUUUCGAAGCUGUAGAAGCUCUACCACAUGCUUCCUGCACAUGAAAGGACAACAGUUGUCAAGUGUUAUGGUUAGAAACACAUAUUUUAAUUUGAUACUAAAGUUCAUCUCAAAAUACCACCCUGGUGUCAUUGACAUUAUCAUGACAUCAUGACACCGAGCAAAAUUUGUAGAUAUCAGGUAGAAGUAAGGAUAGGUAUGAUGACAUUGCUCAUAAAAACGUUAAUGAGAGUGCUGCAUAUGUGUGUUCAGGCAGUGCUUGCACAGCAGUUGCAGAAGCAGUUACAGUUGCAAAAACGAAGCUAGUUAAUGUAUCUCAACACCAAGACUGCAUCCGCAUCCCGGGUACGGAAACUGAGACUAGUUCAUAGAAUACAAGUAUUCUAGUAAGUCAUUUAAGGCACUUUGACACUUGCGAGUAUCUUUUCCCAGGGUUUAGAAGGUUUUGACCUUCAUUUAAAAAAAAAAAAAAUGGCAAGCUUGAAAAUGUCUUGUGAGUACUCCUUUUACAAAAGGAACCAAGUGGCUGAAUUAACCAUGGAGCUGUCAGAUGCAGUGUCCAUCAUAGCUGCUAGUGUACAUUUGGGUCAUGAAAAAAGGGAACAAUCAUUCAUUCAAUCAUAUCAGUCAAUCAUACUGCUUUUUACCUGUGAUCUACUCCCCUCCAUCCUCUGCCUCUUCCCGGUGUUGCAUUGCUUGCCUCUCGAUCACAAAGCAAAAACGCAUCUGAGAGAAAGAACUGUUGGUUCCACUGUAAGUGUCCUACUAGCUAACGUCAUACACAGAAAAGCAUGGAGGAAAAUGUUGAUGUGAUGGAAGACUUAUCGUACCAGGCUUUUCAAUGUGCCACUAUCGUCACCAUACAACCUUCCAGUAGUUGUAAUCAGUACUAGUGACCUCAAUGGCAACUGGGUUGUGUACAGGCACUAGGCUUACCGAGUGACAAGUUUUCCGGUGUUAUCUUUAAGCAAGUGCACAGACUUGACAACAAGGAGGAAUUGACCUCUCGAAUUGUUUGAAAAAUCCAUGCAUUAAAUAUGGUGCUAAAAACAACUUACACAAUCCACCAUGCGGUGUGUAUCAGCACACAGCUUCCUAGCAUAUUGGCACGUUUCCAAAAAUUAUCAGUACAGUGAAACCUCGUUAAACCGUUGUUGGUCGAAGCUCAAAAAAAGUACAUACUAAAUGGUAGUACUGCUUUACCGAAAUAGUAUGAGAUCGCCCACUUACCUGUCAGAAAUGGAACUCGGAGAGAUUGCGAUGAAAGGAGAAAAAACAUGCAGUAUUUAUUCACUUUGCCCGACAAAAGUGUUAUUUCUGUUAGAUGCCGCUGCGGCUAGCAGCGACGACAGCAGCCUUAAACUUGCUGAAGCUGCGAACCAGCUUUACAGCCAGCCCUCUCUUCUCGGCAAACACUCGCAUGGCAGAUUCCUUGUUGGUGUUGCAUAUUCUCCGUGCACGGGCGUCGUAGCGCUGCAGAAGUUGCGGGGCGCCUUUUUCAUUGCGGGGUGCUGUUCUCGGUGCGACUGUUGCAUUCAUGAGGCUGACGUAACUCGCAGCUUCUGCCACUGUCAGGCCUAAAUCGCCUCUGCUGUCGCUUUACAUGUCAUCCUCAUCACUGUCGCUAGGCGACACUUCAGCAACAACAGAGGCAACGAUGGCCAAAAGUCGAACCUCGUAGCCGACAUCUCUUCGUGGUCGCAGCAGCGCUGCCGAGCAACUUCUUCGCAUUCCAAAUGCCACACACCAUAGUCAACAGUAGAGCCCUGUCGCGUGCCAGCGCUGACUUCAUGUCACAUUCGAUAGCACGCACGAUGUCCAAUCUUUUUUCUAUGCAGAAUACCCGGCGUCUUUUUUAUCCAAGCUUCGGCAUGACGCGAGUCCUUGCUUGCAUGGCGCAACACCGUUCUCUGGCACGGCGCCGAAGUGAUGUUGAUGUUGAUGUGGCUUCACAUGCAAACGUGCAAGGCGAUUGGAGGCUGUUCCGAUCUCUGAGGCUUGUUGUCCUGCCGCGCCGCCCAAUAGAGACGACGCACCGCCGUGCUUGCGCAAUUAAAAGUGGAAACACUAUGUGUUAAUCGAUAUGUAUGCAAUAAGCUGGUACGGUUUAUGCGGAUACAAAAAGCAUUAUGUUCAAUGGCUGCUGAGUCGGGGAUUUUACUUUACUACUUUUAAAAUGAAACUACU